Molecule: messenger RNA, 10971 nt
Organism: Cavenderia fasciculata
Lineage: Eukaryota; Evosea; Eumycetozoa; Acytosteliales; Cavenderiaceae
Exons: 16
Coding region: 1-10971 (3656 amino acids)
Biological process (GO): apoptotic DNA fragmentation
Molecular function (GO): deoxyribonuclease II activity
Source: RefSeq, a predicted model, not a curated record
AUGGCAGCCAAUGUGUUUAUCGGAUACAAAGGUGCUGUUAAGGUUUACACUGUUACUGCCGACACUGUAUCAGUGUACUCUGUCAUUGUUUCUAGCCCUCCCAUCUCUCACCCUCCCUUAGAUGUAGUUCCUCCCGUUGCUAGUGGAUCACAGCUAACAAUCACAUUCCCAGCACUGCCUGGUUACUUAAAGUCAGACCCUAUAGAUGCUACUCUAAUCAUUUUCAAUGCCGCUGGCGAGGAAACAACAAUUGCAUUUAAAUAUUAUGCACCAAAGGUUACAAGAAUAUUACCUGAUAGUGGAUUCAAAAGUGGAGGUACUAUCAUAACGAUCACAGGAUUUAAUCUCUACUUUGCAGGACUACUCACAACUAUUACUCUUGGUGGUGUUCCAUGUACCGUCGUUAAUGUUCCUACUGCUGCAUCAAUUCAAUGUACUACACCUUCUUUAAUUGGUUCUCCUUCAGAUUUGGUCAAAUUACACUUGGAGGUUGAUGGUAAUGCUGACACUGCAGCUCCUGAAUUUCUAAAUUAUGAUUUAAUUGAACCUCAAAUAGAAGAUUUUGAACCAAAAUUUGGAAAGGCUAUAGGAGGUGAAUUGUUGAUGAUUACACUCAAUGAUAAUCCUGAUCCCCUUCCACUACUUCCAACAUCUAUUAUGAUUGGUACUGCUCAAUGUACUAGUAUAAAUAGACCCUCUUCAUUGGUACUCACUUGUCUUACACCCACCAUUUCAGAUGUAUCCCAACGAUCUCUCAAAAUCACAAUCAAUCUAAACUCAUUUGUAAUUACAUCUACAUCAACUUUUAAUUAUCUUUAUCCAACAAUCACAUCAAUUCAACCUGAAAGUGGAUGGGCAGGAGGAGGAAAAGAUAUUAUAUUUAGUGGUGAUAAUUUAUUUGCAGCAACCUCUAUCAUUGCCAAUAUUGGAGAUGAACUAUGUACUGGAUGUACUGUCAUCACUGAUAAUACUGUCGUUCCAGUAUCUUACAAGAUUAAGUGUACUACUCCCGUUCGUAUUGCUCCAUACAAUCUUGUAUUAUCAAAGAUUGUAACACUCAAACUCAACAAUCUUGAAGUAUUAUACCCUCCAACUCCUUUCAAGUAUACUUUUAUUCAACACAACAUUAAAAAGAUCAUACCAGAAAGAGGACAACCCGGUAGUACAAUAACAAUAACAGGAAACAAUAUUAAAGAUGGAGUUGUUCAAAUUAAUGAUUUAAUUUGUCCAACCAUUGCUUAUGUUGUUUUAGAGCACACUGAGGAGAUUACAUGUAGGGUUCCAACACUAUUUGUAAAUGAUGUUGAUGUCAAUGUUGUUAUCUUUGUUGAUAAUAACCCUUCAAUUCUUUCAUUACCUUUUGGUGUAACAACUCUUCCUAAAUUCAGAUAUUAUAAACCAAUCAUUUCAAAUACAGAACCGAUACUAUCAUACACCAAAGGAACAUUUGUUGUGACUAUUCAAGGACAAGCUUUCUAUGAUAUCACUCAAAUCAAAUAUGGUGACAAUGUACUUGACUCAACCAAAUUCAAUGUGAUCGAAUACAACAAAAUCUAUCUUCAUGUGUUUAAUGACCUUCCAACAAUAGCUCAUCUUCCAAUAACCCUCACUACAACAUUUGGUGAUUAUUCAAAAGAUGGUUUUGGUGUUCAAUUUGUUGAACCUUCUAUUAUGACAAUGGAUACAAUAAGAGGAAUAGCAUCAGGAGGAACAAUAGUCAAUAUUCAGUUGGAUGGAGUUGUUGAAGGAAGUUCAUUUGAAAUUAAAAUUGGUGAUAGAUUAUGUCAACCAACUAUGGUUGUACCUGCACCUGCAUUUGGAUCGGUUCAAUGUAUCAUUCCACCUUCAAAGUUUGAAGAACCUGAACUCGGUGGAACAGUCAGUGAAGAUAUUUCUAUUAUUGUCGGUUUAUUGGGUUCAACAUUGCCAUUAACCUCAUCACCAUCUUCACAAACCUACACCACCACUUUAAAAUACACCUAUGAAGGACCAUCGAUUAAUAACAUCACACCUGCCAAGCUAUCAAUGAGUGGUGGCCGAGUUACCAUUGAUGGUACCAAUCUUGAUAAUCCCACCAAAGUUACAAUCGGCACUGACAAUUGUAUGAUCAGUACCACACCGACUCCACCAACUCCAACACAAAUCAUUUGUACUCUACCACCAACUUUACAAUCAGGUUUAUUAAAUACCAAUGUUAUGCUUUCAUCUGGUCUUUUAGCAAAUAAGAUAAAAAUUACAAUCGAUGCAACUUUACCAACCAUAUUGAGUAUUUCACCAAAACAAGGACAAAAAUCAGUAAAUACAAACUUGGAUGGUAGUUUUAUGUUUAUAACCAUUAAUGGUAUCAAUCUUGGCACAACAACGGCAACAACAUCAGUUACAGUUGGUUUAGAAUCAUGUGCAAUUGGAGUAGCUGGUACAAUUGUUACAGCAAACCAAAUUAUAUGUUUGAAACCAAUCAGUACUGUUUCAGGGCCAGCCGAGGUUGUUGUUAAAGUGAACGGUAUCGAUUCGAUUGAUGAGGUGUACUAUAGACAGAAUGGUUUGUCUUGCUUUGGACAACCAGAGGCAGAUGGAUCAAACUCACCAGUCGACUGGUUCCUCAUCAAGAAAUUCCCACAUACUGGAACUACCGGUUUCGACGUGAACAGAGCAUACAUGUACACUGAUUCAUCGGUCAAAGACAAAACAAUGGAAUUCAAAACCGACUUUGAAUCUGCUGAUAGCCCAUUAUCAAUGACCUAUACCCAAUGGAUGCAUGAUACACAAUACGGUUACAUGUUUUUUAAUGAUCAAGUCAAAGGUGCACAAAAAGAUGCUGGACAUGUUAAAGGAAUGCUAUUUUGGGAGUUUUCUCCAGAUGGUAGUACCUUGGAAUCGGGUGUGCACAUAAUGCAUUCACAACCACACUUUCCUGUUAAUAUGCACAUCCCUCGAGAUAAGGGUACAGGUGCUGCAGCACACCAUACCUAUGCUACACCGAACCGACUAUACAAAUCUAAAAAAUAUGGUAGUUUGUGGGCAGGUAAAAGCAAUAAUUUAGGACAACAUUUCUUUUGUUACAAUCUCGAUGCUGCAGGUGUUGACAGAGUUGCCGAAUACUUUAUUAAAACCAAUGCAUGGGCUCUUCCGAGACCAAGAUUAUCAAGUGUUCCAAACCCCUCUCCGAUCUACAAUGGAGCAUAUCUCACAACCACCACAUGGCUCCAUGAAUUAAAUACGAUGACAAUUCCUGGUCCAGGUAGAAAGGCAAAUUAUGGUCAAUAUAAAAUGAAUGAAUUUGUAGAACUUUGUGAAGAUAAUAUCAAUCAAAUUAAUUUAGGUGAUAUUUGUUAUUGGACAAUUAAUGCUGUAGUUCCUGGGUUUGGUAAAGCCAAAUACUUUGAAAAGACAACUAUAUUCACAGGACCCUCGUCUGUUGCCGUGACAUUUGGUAUUCCAGUCGACCCAGCACUUGUUCCCCCAUUUGUUGGUGGACCAGGAGAAGCGAGAUUGAUUGUUGCUCCUCGACCAAAACCAAAAGCUGUUGUGGCUAGCACUGUUCCAGAAAAGAUUACGCAAGAUGGUAUCGAUAUCUGGGAGGUAAUGGUCAAUUACUACAAAAGAAGUUUCUUUGUAUCAACCUAUCUUAUUGGACAGAAACCUCUUUUCCCAGUCCCCGGUAUUUAUAAUGUUCAUGUAACUCAAAUUCCUUUACCAGAUGGUUCAUUGGGAAAGAAUGGAUAUGCAUACUUUAACAGCACUGAUCAUUCCAAGCUUGCAUUCAACUUGGAACCAAAGAUUGGAGCAGGUGCAUAUGACGAUGGUGAGAAUAUGAUGUGUUUUGGUGAUACUAAUCGUCACUCGAAGCAACCAAAAAGAGGUGGUGGCGUCCUAUGUAUUCAAUCACCUGAACUCGUUUAUCAAUUCAACCGUUUUGUUUCUGGUUAUGGAUCAGUUUUAAAAUUCAAGGUAUUUUCUGAGAGUUCACCAAGAGAUAUUAAUCUUCCUGCACCUGCAGGUAUAACGACCAUACCAUUAACAUUUAAUCCAGCGAAUGUGUUUAACCUUGUCAAUCGUAACCCAAUCAACUCGAUUGCACCUACUGUCACAAGAUUCGCACCAGGUGAUAAUGUUUUCGGUACAGGUGUUAUAGUUCCAGUCCCCACCGUUGCACCAGCUACGGCAACAAACGUUCAGUUAUCGAAUUCCUUAAAGUAUUUUGUUUUAUAUAAUGGAAAUCUACCAGUUAUGAACCCAACAAAUCCUGCUAAAUAUUUGUUUGUCGAUGCCUCUUAUGUUGUUCCAGUCGGCCAUAAAGCUUUAACUGCUGUGGCUUACACUAUCACCGUUCAUCAGACCAUUAGAAUGGAAAGAAUACCAACUUUGGGAUACGCUGGUGAGUUGAUAUUCGAUCUAUAUGAUUAUGCAGUAGAUUUCACUAUCCCCGCUGCACCUGUCAACGUCUAUACUCCCAAGACACCCAAUCUACUCGUCUCAACCACCAAUGUACCUAUUGAUAGACUAUUACCACCAAUCAAAGUUAUGCGUACCGAUCUUACUCAUGUUGGAACCGAAUAUGAAUUGGUGUAUCCAGACGCUCACUUUAAAUCAAUCAAAGGAAUCAAAGCACACGAUGCAUUUGCACCUCUAUUUGUUGCAUACAGUCAAGGUGUAGCUGGCAUUUGUUUGAUUGGUGAUAUCGAUCCUAUUUACGGUUGUACAUUGGAAAAGGCAAUUAGAUCAAGGGCACCUACUGUCACUGAACUACUUGUAUCACCUGUAUCGCCACCACCAGGGCCACUCAUUGUACCUUCACUCUAUGGGUUCCCUGGGAAAGACCAAGUAGUGGAUUCAACAAGAAGAUUCCAAUUCAGUGGUACCGACAAUACAUUCAAGAUUCUAAAGUUUGUCAGUCAAUUCCAAGAAGAGCUUGGUCAAAUACCACCUCUAAUCGGUGGAUUGGCUGCGUCAUCACUUGAUGGGUUUGACAUUGCCAUUGACACUACUAUUGCUCAAUCAACAGUAACAGUCGAUGGUACAACUAUCAUUUUGAAAUCUGAUCAACUUUGUGCUGAUGAAUUAUCGUAUCUCCUUUUACUCACCGUCGUUGCAAGAGAAUCAAACAUCAAGGGUCAUGCCAGUCCAUUAGCUUAUGGAACUAGUCCACUCAACUGGUCAAAUGGUAUCCUUAUUGCCAUUUCAAAAUUAAUUUCAAAUAAAAUUGAAGUUCCUUUUGCAACACCUAGUUUAAUUGGUGGAUGUUUUACUGCAGUCGGUGCUAUUGAUUUGGUUACAUUUGCUGAUAAUGUCAAUAUUGGAUCAUUCAAAAAUACUGCUGCUGCCACUUGGAUACUAAGUUCCUCUCCCGAUUGGUUACCAGAUUCCAUGUUUAAAUUAUUAUUUAAAGUCAAGACAACCGAUCAUAUUCAAUCAUUGAGUGAUCUCUAUAAUAUGAGGGGACUGCCACCACCAUAUCCAACAGUAUUUUACGACAAAUACAUUAUUAUUCGUCCAUUUAGCGCAAAGAUGGAUGUCGACGAUGAUGAACCUGCUGCUCGUCAUAUGAUGUCAUUAUUCACAAUACCAACAACAACAACAUCAGAUGUUGAAACCAACCAAAAUAUAGUAUCACCACUCCAACAACUAUUCAACUUUAUUGACCAAGCUGCAUUUACACCAGAUGAAUUAUUACAACUUGACAAUCAACAAAUCAACCUAUUAAAAGAAUCAUUGGACAAAUGGGUUGAUAUUUCAUCAGAGAAUCAAGGUAUCAAAGUAUUACUCAAAGAUCCAAUCACCCAAACAUCCAACCAAAUCAUCAAAUACCUUGAUGAAGUCAACUCUGUUCAAUAUGGAGUGUCUUCUGAUCACAUUGAAUUAUGUUAUUUGGCAAUCGGUGGUGGAGGUCAACAAGAAUACAAGAUUGAAAUAUGUUCACCAAUGUCAAUCGUUUACCUCACCAACACAUUGAAACGUAUUCAAAUGACAGCAUCAACUCUUUCAAAGAACUUUUGUGACUUGACAUUGUACCAUUUGCCAUUAUCAUCAGAAUAUGAUGGAUAUGUUUCUGAUGGAGUAGAUGGUUUAAUGAUUGCAACACUCAACUCCAAGUUGUGUGAUGCUCAAAUGACUACUCUUUCAUCGUUCCAAUCGAAUUCAUUCUCGACUCUUUGUACUCAAUCAGGACCGAUUAUUACAAGUCUAUCAACAAACAAUGGUGCGUCAAUUGGAGGGUACCAACUAUUGGUCAAUGGAUAUAGAUUCCAAUCAAAUUUGAAUAUUACCAUUGGUGGUGUUAGAUGUUCUCAAACAAUAUUCCAGACAUCACAACUUGUACAAUGUGUAGUUCCACCAAACACAGGUAUCAACCACCUCGUAUCAUUCACAUCGAAUCAUAUUCAAUCAACUCUAUUUUAUUUCUCUUACAAUCAACCAAUAAUCAACAAUGUAUUAGUAUCAGAUAUAACAAGAUCAGUAUCAGAGAUAACAAUCAAAGGUGCAAACUUUGGUAAUAGUGGAGGCAACGACAACUCACUUUAUAUCUCUAUUGAUCAAUACCAAUGCUUUAAUAUUAUUCAACAUGUUGACUCCACCAUCAGAUGUAGAAUUAAAAGUAGAGUUGCUGCCAACAACUUUGUCAAUGUUUCAAUAUCCAACGACAAUAGCAACGGUAUUAGACAGACAUCAGUAUUCCAUUUGAAUCAAAUCACAAAUACUCAAUUCAAUUAUUCCUAUGUUCCAAAUAUCGUUGCAGUAUUACCAAGUCAUGGAUUUGCUCGUGAUUUGGUGACAGUGGUUGGUGAUUCAUUUGCCAAUGGAGAUGCAUUACCAUUGUCAUACUUUAAGGAUACAAGAUCAACAGUCCUGCCACCAGGUGAUAUGGGUGAUGAUAUCUUGACCGUUCGAGUACCACAAAUAACUCGAGACUCUCAACUCUUGGUGUCAGUCGAUAAUAUUGGUAGUAAUCUCAAGUCAUUCACUUUGGAUCAACCUUUUAUUGAAUCAAUCUCACCAAGUCGUGUUAGUUCAUCAGGUGGUGUCAUCAUCAUUAAAGGAGGUGGAUGGGGUAUGUCUCGUCAAGCUAUCGACUAUGUCAAACUUGGUUCUACACCAAUCAGCUGUACUCCAUUCAACAAAUUCCUCGAAUGUAUUGUUCCACCAAGCACUGGUGAAGUUAAUACUCUCACUGUCUCUUUUAGUGGUAGAGUCACGACAUCAUACCUCUCAGACUAUGGUAUGUCAUAUUCAACACCUCGAAUCACAUCGUACACUGAAUCAUCAGGAGUACUCACAAUCAGAGGUGUCGACUUUGUCAACAUUGGCACCCAAACAUCACCUCAAAACAGUUAUUUGAAUGUUGUAUCGAAUAUGAAUCGACCAUUGUCAUAUCAACAGCUCACAUUUGUCAACAAGACAACCAUCACAGCCACUCUCACAUCUCUCUUGUCAGGAGAAUCAGUAGAAUCAGUUCAAGUAUUAAUAUUUGGCAUGGAAUCUAAUACUUACUACCAUGCACGAUAUGGAUGUGAUGGAUGGGUUAGAAACGGUGACUACAAUUAUAUUCCAUUACAUUAUGGAGUUUAUCCAUUAAAAGAUUAUGGAUUCUGUACCACACCUUCAUGUAUUGCAUCUUAUCAAAAAUCAUCUGGUGAAGCUGGUUGUAUCAUUGUAGUUGAUAGUAAUACUGGUGUUCUUACACUAUCUUAUGAAUACACAAUUAAUCUAAAUACCUAUGUAGAUGCUCAUAUUGAUGGUGUAUUUGAUAGUGCUUACGAUAAUAGAAACUCUGAAUUAGCCAAUUCAAUGAUCAUUCUUGUGGCGUACCCAACCGCCGGCUCUGUUUAUGUCAGUAGACUAUUUUAUCCAUCAAUGUCAAGACUUGAUUGUCCAUCUAUAUGUCUCAUCAAUGUAUCUUCGACUAAUGCAAGUUAUAUACCUAUUAUAAAUAAUUGGAGAGCAGACUUUACAGUCAACAAACAACCUCGAUCGUUUGACAUUGGUUUCUACGACAAGAGAAUAUUUGGAGAACCAAGAGUAGCAUUCUUUUCAAGUGGAUUCGGUAGUGGACUUCGUCUAUCACUUCCAUAUGGUCGUUUCCGUAUCUCAUUUGAAUGUCAAUCGUACACUAUCCCCACCAAUAUCAAUGUUGCUGUAUAUUUACCUGGUGUUGUAGAUCCUAUUAUAUACGUACCACCAGGAGGAAACACUCUCAAACAAGCAACAACAUUUGAUGUCUAUCGAAAUGAUAUAUUGAAUGCUUAUAGUGGAGGACUUAAUCCAUUGGGUCAAAACAUUAGUUUUGAAAAUAUCUAUCAUCCAAGAGUGCCAUCUUAUUAUAUUGGAACUUCUUUAUUAGUUUGUUCAAGCAUACCACCAAGUAACAUUUGGACCUGUAUAGUACCACCUAAAACAGGUUCUGCACCUUUAACUUUUUCAACCUAUUCGAUGGUCGGCACAACUUUGACCAAGUUUUACAAAGAGUUCCCAAUCACCUACACUAGUGUUGUAGUUGCCUCUGGCUCUGUCUUUAUGGACUAUGACAGAGACAAUACAUUCAAUAAUAUAGAUGAGAAAAUGGCAGGACACACAGUUCAAAUCAAAUCAGGUAGUACUGUAUUGGCAUCACAAAAUACAGUGGCCGGUGCUAUUGGUUUCUCAUUUAGUAUGAGUUACAUCCCAACCAAUGCUCGUAUAUACAUUUAUCCAUCGCCUGGAUGUAUUUCAUACUUCUCAUCGUUCCCAUUCUCGUCUCCCAUUGUCAAAGAUUUCCCCCUUUAUCAAUUAGAUAUGUUUGGUAUCGAAUUGAGCAAACAAUGUCAAGGAUAUUUAACAGCUGGAACCGAGCAAUUGAAUUUACAAAGUGGUACAUACGAUCUAUCAAAAUUUGGAUGGUGUAAAUCACCCUCUGUAUGCGCCAACGUCAUCACUUCUGAAACCUUCCCAGACUAUUGCACACCUGUUUACAGUGGAACCAUGGUGACCAUUGAUUACAAUGCACAGGUUACACUCACCUUUUGGCUUAGUAACUCACCAGGUUUACCAUACAGUUCAAACAAAUUGCCCCCUUCAUCAAUGUUCCAAUACGGUGUUGCAGCUAGAUCCAUUAUAAAUGCAUCAUAUUACACAUUCUACUUUACUGUUCCAGCCAAUGGAAUUCUCAAGUUUAAUGUACCCUUUGGCACAACAAACCUAAUCAUCACUCCACCCAGUAUCUUUGAUCAUAUAGUUGAUGGAACCACCAUUGACUUUACAACCAGUGAGAGUGUACCAUCAUUCGCCAAGACACUAGCAGUCUUUUCUCCAGCCACCCACUUUUACAACAGUGCAUCAGUCAACAUUCUCAGUCUCCCAUUAGGUUUCUACAACUUUACAUGGUACUCUAAACAAGGUCAAAUCAAAUCAUUCAGUGCACAUCCAUCAAUGAGUAUUUAUGUUUGGAAUAAUGCAGGUACUCUUUAUAAUGUUGCUAGAAAUGGAAAUAAUAUUCAACUUCCAGAUACACUUGCAUUGACUGUUGAAAAUACUCCAACUAAUUUAUAUAGUUUCGCAGUCCCACCAGAUGGAUUACAAUUCACAAUGCCAACUCCUUAUUCUUAUGUCCCAUUCCUUUUUAUUGAAGGAUUAGAGAUUGAAUGUGAAAAUAACUAUAUUAAUUGUAAAAUUCCAUCACACAUUGGAGGUACAACUUCAAAAGCAAAAUUGAAGCAUGCUGGAACGUUCUUUUAUCACACUUGGACUAUUACCUAUCAAAAGAGAUUCGAAAUUCCAUCUGCUGGAUCAAGUUAUUUGGCAGCAGGACAAUCGUUGACACUGGGAGUAAACGAUAUUGGAGUAAUGAUCAAGUACCCUCUCAACCCAGGAGUUGGACAACCAUACACCUACUUUUCUCUCUCCCCUACAGGCAUCAAGAUUGGUUUCCAAGCAGGCCCAACCAAUAGUCACAUCUACCAGGUACUUUCUUCUCAGUAUGACCAAUCAUUUACUGCACCUUUCUCAUUCAAGGUAGAAUCUGACUAUAACAUUGGAUUGUGGGGUACCAAAUCAGGAGCAUUAUCCCGUGGUGCUUGGUAUCUUGACAAAUCUCCUCUUCCUCUCCAAUCAUCAUACUUGCAAGUUGUUCGUGAUGGAGUCAUUGUUCAAAACAGCGCUGGAAACGUACAAUGGUCCAGAUUAAAACCACUCAAUUAUUCUGGACUUGCACGUCCACUUGGUGCUCAAAUAGACUAUCUUGACGCACUUGACACCAACAAGAAUUUCUUGACAAUGGGAAGAUUCCUAACCAAUGGUGAAAGCUAUCUUAGAUUUGAUAAUGAUGGAAGUCUUCGUCUAUACAAUGACAACUCCUUCACAGCCUAUUCAUGGCAAGUCUUUUUUAGUGGUGGCAUUAUGAAUCUCCUUCCACCAAUCAAAUGGGUUUUCACAGCCAAUAGUCUCUGCGCUCACGGUCAGUCAAUACUCACCCCAAUUGUGGGGUGCAUCCAAUUCAAUGCUCCAGCUCGUUACCUAUUUGUUGCCCCACCAACAUACGGAUCGUCACAAUUUUCAAUGACAGUGACCAAUUAUUUUGGAGCACUUGUUUACUCUCAAGGAUCUGCUCCAACCUCGCCAUACAAGAUGAUCCCAGGUACCUUUAUGGAGUUUGGUGAUGCACUGAUUCAUGGACAAUUCCUCACCAAUGGAGUUGAGAAACUCUUUGUCAAACCAAAUGGAGUGUUUAGAAGAGAAGCAUCUGGAAGUGAAACAACCCUUGCAUCUGGAGUCGUCAACGCCAUUAUCGCUUCUAGUACACUUCAAUUUGGUGGCCUCAUGACAGUAACUCCACCAGGUACUUACAAAUACGUAUUCUAUCCACCACCUGGUCACAAUCUUCCCAAUGUCGACCCAGUCACAAAACUUGUCUUUGUAACAGCUGCUGGAAGAGGUGCUGGAACCUCCAACCCUGCUGCUCAAUUUGUUAUCUAUGAUCAAAAAUAUUGGGCAAAUAUUUAA